AGACUCAACUUAACAAUGUCAGUUAAGCUUGUGGCUUUUUUGCUGCUCCAAACCGCAGUAGCUGUCCUGGCGGGCGUUCGCCCAUUCAAUGAGCUCAUUAGACGACCACCGCGCCUCGAUGGUCGCAUUGUUGGUGGUCAACCUAUAAACAUAACAGAUGCUCCAUACCAAAUUUUUUUAAUAACUCCUGGAUUUUUUUGCGGCGCUGUCCUGAUCUCGAAGGAGUGGAUACUAACAGCAGCGCAUUGCACCUGGAAAGUUAAAGCCAAUUCUAUACUCGUGGUGUUAGGCACCACUGAAAUCUCCCAAAACAUGCAGCCGCAAAAAAUCAAAAAGAAAGUUGAACACGAAAAGUACAACAAUUUAGAUUUCGAAUAUGAUUUUUCGCUGUUGCAGCUGCAGGAACCAAUUGAAUUCGAUGAGACCAAGCAGGCUGUUAAGCUGCCGAAGCAAGGUCAAGAGUUCAAGGACGGUGAAAUGUGUUAUGUAAGCGGUUGGGGCAAAACACUGAAUCCUGAGGAGUCAAGCAAGUGGCUGCGACAGGUGAAGGUGCCGCUGUACAACCAGAAAGAGUGUAGGAAGCGAAACCUUCUAAUCGGCAUUGUGACAGAUAACAUGAUCUGUGCUGGCUAUUCGGAAGGUGGCAAGGAUUCCUGUCAGGGUGAUUCUGGUGGUCCCUUGGUAAAUGGGAACGGUGUGUUGGUGGGCGUGGUGUCCUGGGGCAAGGGAUGCGCCUUACCCAAUCAUCCGGGCGUAUACGGUAGAGUAUCCUAUGUUCGUGAAUGGAUUAGGAAGCACAGCGGUGUUAUAGUGGGAUACUUAGAUAAACUUUUUCUUUGUUGGGUCGGCCUUAUAAAAGCCAAGAGCUUUCUUCAUUCCGCCAGAGUCAACUUAACAAUGUCAGUUAAGCUUGUGACUUUUUUGCUGCUCCAAACCGCAGUAGCUGUCCUGGCGGGCGUUCGCUCGUUCAAUGAGCUCUUCAGACAACCUCCGCGCAUCGAUGGUCGCAUUGUUGGCGGGCAACCUAUAAACAUAACAGACGCUCCAUACCAAAUCUCUUUACAACUCGUGCUUCCACUAUCUUUGAUACAUGAUUGUGGUGGCUCACUGAUCUCGAAAGAGUGGAUACUGACGGCCGCGCAUUGCACCUAUGGUAGGAAAACUAAUCAACUACGCGUGCGGCUUGGCUCCUCUGAAAGUAAAAGAAAUGGGCAGCUUCUACGAAUCAAAAAGAUUGUUAACCACGAAAAGUACAACCAUGUAACUACCGAUUAUGAUUUUUCGCUGUUGCAGCUGCAGGAACCAAUUGAAUUCGAUGAGACCAAGCAGGCUGUUAAGCUGCCGAAGCAGGGCCAAGAGUUCAAGGACGGUGAAAUGUGUUAUGUAAGCGGUUGGGGCAAAACACUGAAUCCUGAGGAGUCAAGCAAGUGGCUGCGACAGGUGAAGGUGCCGCUGUACAACCAGAAAGAGUGUAGGAAGCGAAACCUUCUAGUCGGCAUUGUGACAGAUAACAUGAUCUGUGCUGGAUAUAUGCAAGGUGGCAAGGAUGCCUGUCAGGGCGAUUCUGGUGGUCCCUUGGUAAAUGGGAACGGUGUGUUGGUGGGCGUGGUGUCCUGGGGCAGGGGAUGCGCCUUACCCAAUUAUCCAGGCGUAUACAGUAGAGUAUCCUAUGUUCGUGAAUGGAUUAGGAAGCACAGCGGUGUUUGAUUUGCUAACUAACUAAAUAAAAAAAAAAAACACAAUAUGCAGCAAUUAUAAAAUAGUCUACAAUCAUUUACCCACACCUAUUCCAAAAUGCAGAAAUAAUAAAAAUCGGACGGUAUACAGAUUCAGGUCCCUGUAUAGCACGCGAAGAUCGUGUCAUAAUCCGUCCCAAAAAACAAUACUAA
Molecule: messenger RNA, 1889 nt
Organism: Drosophila mojavensis
Lineage: Eukaryota; Metazoa; Arthropoda; Insecta; Diptera; Drosophilidae
Product: CLIP domain-containing serine protease B14
Exons: 4
Coding region: 16-1707 (563 amino acids)
Biological process (GO): proteolysis
Molecular function (GO): serine-type endopeptidase activity
Source: RefSeq, a predicted model, not a curated record